This is a messenger RNA of Melanotaenia boesemani (Boeseman's rainbowfish), 2107 nucleotides long. It is a transcript of the gene bco2l, whose product is annotated as beta-carotene 15, 15-dioxygenase 2, like. Gene Ontology annotation, molecular function: carotenoid dioxygenase activity; beta-carotene 15,15'-dioxygenase activity. The record is from RefSeq and is a predicted model, not a curated record. The transcript is spliced from 12 exons. Gene Ontology annotation, cellular component: mitochondrion. NCBI's taxonomy places the organism in Eukaryota, Metazoa, Chordata, Actinopteri, Atheriniformes, Melanotaeniidae. Gene Ontology annotation, biological process: retinal metabolic process; carotene catabolic process. The coding region runs from base 3 to 1667 and encodes 554 amino acids.
CCAUGUCCACGACCACAGUGCCACAGACACAAAGCUUAUCCAGCAGACAGAAAUGCCCACAAGCCAGUGGGCUUGAGACCAUGGCACCUUUGGUUACCUCUGUGGAGGAAACCCCGGAACCCAUCCCCACUACCACCAAGGGAAUUAUUCCGACAUGGAUCAAUGGGAGCUUCCUUAGAAAUGGUCCAGGGAAAUUUGAAUUUGGGAAUGACAAGUACAACCACUGGUUUGAUGGCAUGGCCAUGAUGCACCGAUUUCACAUCUAUGAGGGCAAUGUCACUUACAGCAGCCGCUUCCUAAGAAGUGACUCGUAUGUCUGCAACUCAGAGAAGAACCGCAUCGUGGUUUCAGAGUUUGGCACAUUAGCCAUGCCUGAUCCCUGCAAGAAUAUCUUUGCACGCUUCUUUUCACGCUUUCAGAUACCAAAGGCCACGGAUAACGCUAGUGUGAACUUUGUCAAGUACAAAGGAGACUAUUAUGUCAGCACAGAAACCAACUACAUGAGAAGAGUGGAUCCACAAAGCCUGGAGACCAAGGAGAAGGUGGAUUGGAGUCAGUAUAUUGCUGUCAAUGCAGCUACAGCUCACCCUCACUAUGACCGAGAAGGGGCCGCUUACAACAUGGGCAAUUCCUACGGCACAAGUGGUUUUUUCUACACCAUCAUUCGUGUGCCACCUCCCAUGGAAGGUGCAGCAAAGCUGGACUCAGCAGACCUAAGUGGAGCUGAAGUGAUCUGCUCCAUCCGUGCAGCUGAAGCCAGAAAACCUUCCUAUUUUCACAGCUUUGUCAUGUCAGAGAACUACAUUGUGUUUGUUGAGCAGCCAAUCAAGCUGGAUCUGUUGAAGUUCAUGCUGUACAGGAUACAAGGGAAGAGCUUUAAUAAAAUCAUGUCCUGGGAGCCUCAGUACGACACCAUAUUCCACCUGGUCAACAGGCACACAGGCAAGGAGAGUGAAGUGAAAUUUCGGGCAGCACCAAUGUUCACACUGCAUCAGAUCAACGCCUUUGAGGAUAAUGGGUUCUUGGUUAUGGACAUGUGCUGUGGGGAUGAUGGUGAGCUAAUCGGGGACUUCACCCUGGAGAACUUACGACGAGAGUCGGGAGAGGAAAUGGACAAGUUUUACAACUCAUUGUGCAUAAACCUCCCAAGGAGAUAUGUCCUACCUCUGGAUGUGGACGAACAAACUCCUCUGGACAAAAACCUUGUCACUCUGCAUAACUGUAAAGCCACAGCGAUGAAGACAAAACCUGGGGAGGUUUACUUGAUCCAUGAAGAGCUUCACACUGAUGAGCUGCUGCAGUACGGUGGCCUUGAGUUCCCUCAAAUCAAUUAUGACAAGUACAAUGCCAGACCUUAUCGCUACUUCUAUGCGUGUGGCUUUGGACAUGUCUUCGCUGACUCUCUGCUCAAGAUGGAUGUCAACACCAAGGAGCUUAAGGUGUGGCGCUAUCCUGGCUUGUACCCAUCUGAGCCUGUCUUCAUUGCUUCGCCUGACGCGGUUGAGGAAGAUGAUGGAGUGGUCCUGUCAGUCAUCAUCACACCUAGAAAAGAAAAAAGUACCUUCCUACUUGUUCUGGAUGCAAAGACCUUUACUGAGUUGGGCAGAGCUGAGGUCCCUGUCAACAUCCCCUAUGGGACUCAUGGAGUGUUUAACAGUAUGGGCUAAAUUUGCUGCUGUUUGCAAGUCUGUGGCAAAUUGCUGAGACUGAACCAGCAGCCAGCCACUUUAUCCACACAAUAGAACCCGUAUUUUGAUGUCAUUGCCUAUAACAGUCCUGUUCUGUAAAAGACAGAGGGUGAGAAAUAAGACAAGGACGAACUGUAAACUCUUGUGAUUUAUUUGUGCCUCUUUGAAAUGAAUUGAUGCAUUUCUUCACUGUGUGCUGGCAUAACAUUUGGAAAGAUGGCAAUCUUUUGGAGAUUAACAAGACAGUGAGCCCACCAUAGCAACAGCAUGCUGAUAAAGUUUUUCCUAUAUGCUCUUUCGAGAAUUUGAAAUACCUUUUUACACAGUGGGCUGAGCACCAUGUUGAUUGUACACACCUGAAAGGGCUUAUAUUUUAGGUGGAGAACAAUACAUUAAAAUCAAUAAACACGUUGAAAUAA